AAAGUAAAUAAAAUAAUUUGUGGGGAUAUAAAAACCGUAAUAGAUGAUUAUGCUUAUAUUCAUUACAGUUGAAUAAAGCUAAUUUAUCGCUUUUUGAAUAUUCAUAAGAGCUAUAUUUAUUUCGAGAAUUUAAGUGAGCACGAUAAAUUAUAUUGAUUUGAACAAAUUAGCCAAAAGGAGAAAUAGGAUCAAUUAGCGUUAGUUAUUCAUUAUUAAUUGGUUUAUACUUAAUUAAAUAGCAACUAUCAGGUGCGGAACCCGAUUUGCCAAUAGCUGUACUUAUAGUAGAUCUGCCAGAUUGACUGUACUUGACCCCUAUAAUCGUCUUUUACGUAUCUACAGUCAUCUUACAAUCAUUUGUCAAACAUAAUCGGCGUUUUGAAAAAUAUUUUUAUCGUAAUAGGAAGAUAGAAAUACAUUAACUCGACUGGCCUUUAUUAUAUUUGUAUUAAUUUCUUGUUUAUUUAUGUUAUUUAUAUUAUCUCGACUGUUAUUUAUAGAAGAUAUAUCUACUUUAUUUAAAUGAAUCUGGGAUGCUGAUAGUUUUCUUUUCUAAUAGUUGAGAGCGCAGCUUGUGAAAAUCCCAGGUUCGAACUGCCUACACUCCGUCUUUAUUAAUGUCUCUCGGCUCUUUUUAUAGAAUCUGAAUGCGUUUCCAUGCCAUUUUCUUCAGAAAACAGAAGAAAGCAAAACUUUUUAGAAAAUUAACUUCUUACUUCAAAAUAUUUUUUUAACUAAUAUUUUUUUUUAUAACUCGGUGGAAAUCUAUUUUCUUUUAAAGUUUUAUUGGAAAGUUUUUCGGAUGCAAAAACUUAAGAAGGAAAAUUUUUUUGUUGAAGAUGAUAACGUUUUAUUGAUUGCAGUAUGUGAUGAACAUGGCAGACGAUGACCCGCGAAGAAUGGACGAAAUUAGAAAAUAUGCUGCGAUAUAUGGUCGUUUCGAUUGUAAAAGAAAACCGGAAAAACCACUAACGUUACAUGAGGUAUCUGUAAACGAAGCAGCUGCACAAAUUUGUAAACACAUUCCAGCAUUGCUUACAAGAAGGGACGAAUUAUUUCCGUUAGCCAGGCAGGUUGUACGAGACAGUGGUUAUCAAUAUUCUAAAGGACAUUCUAGAUCUCAAUGUUAUACCAAAACUUGUGAUGAAGAGCUAUGCAAAAGAGCCCGUUUAGAUCCAAAUCUGGCACAUGAUAAGUCACAUGUGGAAGAAGUUAAAAAAAGAAGACAGGUAACCUUCAAUGAACAGUUAAUACUAAAAUAUAUAGUAUAUAAAAUAAAGUAUUUAGAUUUUGUCAUGUUAUUGAUGUUUAUGUUGACUAUUAAAAAGUAUCUAUUGUAUAAAAGAUAUAAUUAUAGUCAUUAUUAUAUUAUAUAGUAAUG
Molecule: messenger RNA, 1381 nt
Organism: Centruroides sculpturatus (bark scorpion)
Lineage: Eukaryota; Metazoa; Arthropoda; Arachnida; Scorpiones; Buthidae
Product: NGFI-A-binding protein 1-like
Exons: 3
Coding region: 870-1376 (168 amino acids)
Biological process (GO): negative regulation of DNA-templated transcription
Cellular component (GO): nucleus
Molecular function (GO): transcription factor binding; transcription coregulator activity
Source: RefSeq, a predicted model, not a curated record